AUCAAGGUGUCCACUCUCCAGUCCAAUGCACAAACCAUGACUAUCGUCUCCGUUAGAUAGAUUGGACCUUUCAGAUUCAUCUCAGAACCUAUUACAUUUCAUUACCACAAAACCAUGAAUACCGCCGCCUUUAAGGUUGCUGUGGUGGGAGGUGGAAUUUCAGGAGCUGUGUGUGCAUCUACACUCGCCAGAAAUGGAGUUUCAGUCAUUCUCUUUGAGUCAGCUAGAGGCCCUGGUGGUAGAAGAGAGAAAACUGAAGAUGGGAAGGAGCUGAGCUUCGACCAUGGGGCUCCAUUUUUCUCGGUUAGCAAGCCUGAAGUGCAGUCUAUUGUUCAAGAGUGGGAGUCAAAGGGUCUUGUAGCUGAAUGGAAAGAAGAGUUUGGCUCGUUUGAUUUCCACACUCGUAAAUUUAACAAUAUAGAGCAGCAGGUAGGAUUCAGCAAGAGAUUUGUUGGUGUUCCAGGCAUGAACUCGAUAUGUAAAGCAUUAUGCAAUGAAAGUGGUGUGGAAAGUAAGUUCAGGGUAGGUAUUGGAAAAGCUGAAUGGUUGGAUGAUGAGAAAUUGUGGUCAUUGACGGGUGUGGACGGACAAAAUCUUGGUCAGUUUAAGGGGCUCGUUGCAUCAGACAAGAAUAUAGUCUCUUCUAGAGUCACAGAAGUCACAGGACAGCCGCCACCACUUGAUUUCAGUUUGGUGCCAGAGUUGUCGGCAAAAUUGCAGAAUCUUCCUGUUCAGCCAUGUUUUGCUGUGAUGCUGGCAUUUGCAGAGCCUCUGUCAUCAAUACCAUUCAAAGGCCUCUCUUUCGAAAAUUCUAAGGUCUUAAGCUGGGCGUAUUGUGAUAGCUGCAAGCCAAACCGUGAGACCACGAGUGAAAGAUGGGUUCUUCAUUCAACAACAGAAUAUGCUGAGGGUAUAAUUUCUCAAACUGGAAUGAAGAAGCCCUCAGAUGCGACACUGAAUAAAGUAGCCGAACAACUUCUCCAAGAAUUCCAGAGUACUAGAAUUCACAUACCUGAACCCUUUUUUAAGAGAGCACAUAGAUGGUAA
Molecule: messenger RNA, 1047 nt
Organism: Arachis duranensis
Lineage: Eukaryota; Viridiplantae; Streptophyta; Magnoliopsida; Fabales; Fabaceae
Exons: 8
Coding region: 115-1047 (310 amino acids)
Source: RefSeq, a predicted model, not a curated record